GCCCAUGUGUCGUGUAUGAGGUGAGCCAUCUUCCUUCUUUAACGUAACGGUGGGGUUUUUUGGAGGGGGGGCAGCAGCCCCCUCGGAGGAGGCCUAGGCACCGCUCUCUAGCUAUAGCCCGGUUUCCUGGCGAGAAAUCCAUUAUCUGACAGUGCUUCCCUUUCUAGUUCUACGCGCGUUACAGUAACAACUCGAACUCCGACGUCGACGGUGGAAAGUUAAACUUGACGUUUGGUCCUUUCUAACGGUAACGUGUAACGUGUAACGUUAACCAGCCGACGUUAGCACGCUAACGUCAUGUCAGCCCGAAGAGGUUAACGUAACGUUGACUUGGGUUAGGCUAAUGUGACGUUAAGGACCUUCACGUUAAUCAUGACAUCCCGACGCGAAAUGGAAUAAUAGAAUAAAACAAUAUUUUAAGUUAACGUUAGUUAAAAUGAGCCAAGUGACGGUAGCGUCCGUUAGCCGCUGUUUCUGAAAGACAGAGAGAGAGAAUGUACUUGUCCGAGAAUCGGUCCAGUGUCUGUGUUCUGACGUGGGGGCGUGGAUUCAACGCCUUCAACAACGUGAGCUAAACCUUGACGUCACAUCAACUGCGAUUCCUUAUUUAAGUGCACCCCUCUCCAGCCACACAGUAGACCGGACGCCGGGACACCCCCUAGCUGGCUGUGUAUUUCACACCAGAGGGCCGGUUGGAUAGCGGUACUGGUGACCGUUUCCCUCUAACCUACUUGUGCUAGCAUCCACUGGCUGCGUGCGCCAUAUGGUCGAGCCGUAAGCAUCGAUUAGAGCGCCUCUGAUCGCGAGUGGAUUAACGUUAACUCACGUCUGUUGCCAUGGGCAACUGUCGAAACAUAGUGCGAAACCAACGGAAAUGAGUUGUUCUGUAACAUGGCAUGUGCGUGUAACAUGGCAUGAUCUAUUGCUACCACGAGCGGGGCACAAUCCUCACUUGUUGUAUUGAGUUACGAAGUGAAUCAUUGGAUUGAAGAGAAAAUGCCCGGAAAAAGAGGUAUGCAGGAUAUAGCUGCAUAUGAGCCUCAUGGAUCACAAUUUAGAGACGGCUGCUGUCAGAGCCAGACCUACAAAAGCAGCAGUGAAGGAACAGCCCAUCAAUGGCCGACCCCACCCCUCGGCUGGGUGUGCUGUGAGAGAAAAGUGAGUGGAACCAGAAAAUCUGUUGCCAGUUUGCCAUGGAGGACACUCAGCCCAAGGCUGUUACCCAGGAGCACACUCUUGUGCCCAGUCCGGCUCCCAGUCCGGCUCCAAGUCCGGCUCCCAGUCCGGCUCCUAGUCCACUGGUGGACAGAAUUGCUGUGCCUGCAUCAAACAAUGUGGAGCACCUGAAUGUGAACCAGAUCCAGGUGGUGGUACGGCGCUGCUCCAGUCCAAAUGUCAUGGAGGAGACCACUUAUUUCAUUCCUCGAAACCCGGUGGUGGACGCUGGCACUAACACAGACCCGCCAGUGGUCUGUUGCCCCUUGCUGCGCAGAUUUUGCCCGUGUCCACCGAGAGGCCUUCUGGCCUCGCUUAUUACUAAAGUCUUUCUGGCAGCUGUGCUCUUCGGAGUGGUGUGGUCCAUCACUGAGGAUGAGUGUCUUCCAGGCGGUAACCUGUUUGGCAUCACGAUCCUCUUCAUCUGUGCCCUCAUCGGUGGCAAAGUGGUGGCUCUCAUCCGUUUGCCCAAACUUCCACCGUUCCCACCUCUUCUGGGUAUGCUCCUGAUGGGUUUCAUGCUGAGAAAUAUCCCCGUUAUAAAGGAGGGGGUGUACAUCGACUUCAAAUGGUCCGCCUCACUGAGGAACAUCGCUCUGGCUGUCAUUCUGGCCCGAGCUGGCCUGGGGUUGGAUCCCAGGGCUCUGAGGAAACUGAAAUCUGUGUGUGUACGUGUGGCAUCUGGACCCUGCAUUCUAGAGGCUUGCACCACUGCCCUGAUCUCUCACUUCCUCAUGGACUUGCCCUGGGUGUGGAGCUUCAUCCUUGGCUUCGUGUUGGGUGCCGUGUCCCCAGCCGUGGUGGUGCCCUCCAUGCUGCUGCUGCAGAGGGACGGUUACGGCGUGGAGCAGGGCAUCCCCACCCUGCUGAUGGCUGCAGGCAGCUUUGACGACGUCCUUGCCAUCACAGGGUUCACCACGUGCUUGGGCAUGGCUUUCGCCACAGGCUCCACUUGGUUCAACCUGCUGAGAGGUGUACUGGAGGUGGCUGGGGGGACGGUUGUUGGGCUUCUUCUUGGCUUCCUCAUCCAGUACUUUCCUAGUGUUGACCAGAAACACUUGGUGAUAAAGCGGUCCUUCUUGGUGCUGGGCCUGUCCGUCUUUGCCGUGUUCGGCAGCGGCGUGGCCGGGUUUCCGGGCUCCGGAGGCCUCUGCACCCUGGUGUUGGCUUUCCUGGCUGGCCUCGGCUGGGGGUCAGAAAAGGCACGUGUGGAGGAAGUGGUGGGUUGGGCGUGGGACGUGUUUCAGCCUCUUCUCUUUGGACUAAUUGGAGCAGAAAUUCGAGUUUCAGAGCUGGAGGGACUCACAGUUGGUCUGGGUAUAGCCACACUGCUCAUUGCCCUGCUGGUUAGAAUCCUGUUCACCUUUGUCUGCGUGUUGUGUGCUGGCUUUAACAUGCGGGAAAAAGUGUUCAUAGCCCUAGCGUGGAUGCCCAAGGCCACAGUGCAGGCAGCCAUAGGCUCCACAGCUUUGGACAUGGCCAGGACAAAGGGCGACGUGCAGCUACAGAAGUACAGCAUGGAUGUUCUGACUGUGGCGGUGCUGGCCAUCCUCAUCACAGCCCCCAUAGGAGCUCUCAUCAUCGGGCUCUUGGGGCCACUCUUGUUACAGAAACCUAAGAACUCGGCCUGUGGCAGUAAACCAGAGGAUGACAAUGAAACUCCUGUCACCUAUGAGAGCACACUCUAACACCACCCAUCUUCAUCCAGUAAACAAGGACAUUUUAAAGAGACUUCCAAGGUGCUUUCCCACUCGGGAAGCUUCCUUUCAGCCACCGAGUGGCCCCUUUUGUCUCUCUAUCUGACUGUUAGCCAUGCUGCAGGAACACGUGAAUCGCUCUGUAUUUAUAGCCUCUGGUGCUUUCCAGGUCCCGGGCGCCAAACAAAUGUGUCACUUUCACUGAUGCAGCUCACAUGUGAAAGACUUUGCUCUUUAACUGUAUUUCGACUUGAAGAGGUGGUAAUGUUUUUUUUUUUCCCAGGCAGUUUCAUUUGGAGGGCUGCAUAAAUGAAUGAUCUGGCGGUAGCAAUAUUUAAUUGUUUUUAAAAGAAAGUUGACACACGUCUGUAGGUGUCCUGCACUUAUUACAUAAUUUGUACAGAUGUAUUUAUGCGUAUGUAUGUGUAUUAGCUGUGUCUUUAUGUAGUUAACAAAUACUCAGAACAAUAGAUCACAGCACUUUCCUUUGGUUUAUACAUGGUGCCGCUAAAAUGACCGUAAUCUGCUACAAUCACUGUUGGCUUUGGCUGAAUGCCCAAUGUUAAUCAUGUCUAUAUCCAAAACUAAAAAUUUGGGAUAUAGACAUUUACAGAAGUAUGCAUUCAAACUUGAAUGUAUAUAUUUUGCCUCAUUGUGUAUUACUGGCAACGGUUUAUGAUAAAGAAACAGAAUUGAGCAUUAGUUUUUUACCAAAUGUUCUUCAAACAAUAAAAGAUUGAGGAUGA
Molecule: messenger RNA, 3658 nt
Organism: Pungitius pungitius (ninespine stickleback)
Lineage: Eukaryota; Metazoa; Chordata; Actinopteri; Perciformes; Gasterosteidae
Product: sodium/hydrogen exchanger 9B2
Exons: 13
Coding region: 1194-2903 (569 amino acids)
Biological process (GO): proton transmembrane transport
Cellular component (GO): membrane
Molecular function (GO): antiporter activity
Source: RefSeq, a predicted model, not a curated record